GGCGCGGGCGUCACUUCCUGCCUUUCUCUUAGACUCCAGCGGGUGCACGUGCGGCCCUGCGAGUAAUUUUUGUUUUUACCGCUGCCUUGUGCCAGGCCGCAUUACCAUGAGCUUGCCGCUGAACCCCAAGCCCCUCCUGAACGGGCUGACAGGGAAGCCAGUGAUGGUGAAGCUGAAGUGGGGGAUGGAGUACAAGGGCUACCUGGUGUCUGUCGACGGCUACAUGAACAUGCAGCUUGCAAACACAGAAGAAUACAUAGAUGCUGCAUUGUCAGGACACCUUGGUGAAGUUCUGAUAAGAUGUAACAUUGUCCUGUACAUCAGAGGAGAAGAAGAAGAAGAUGGAGAAAUGAGAGAAUAAGUUUAUAUAUUUCUGGAAAAUAAAGAUCAGUUUUCACCAAAAAAAACCCCAAAAAACAAAAAAACAGUGGAGCUAUAUGUAAAGAUCCAUCACUGAAGAGCUGGCUCUAAGUAUCUGUGAAUUCCUGCCCAUCUUUCCUUUCUUCAGUUACUGCUUUACCAGGAUUCAUUAACACACCUCAUUGAGUUCAGGUAGUCUGACAUCUGAUCCCUUUCCUAAUAAACUCCAUGCUUUAUUGGUAAGGCAGCAGCCUUCCCCAUCCCCAGCCACUCUCUC
Caretta caretta (loggerhead turtle) is the source of this 637-nucleotide messenger RNA. The record is from RefSeq and is a predicted model, not a curated record. Lineage: Eukaryota; Metazoa; Chordata; Testudines; Cheloniidae.